CAGCCAGUGUGCGUUUUGGCAUGAAAUGUAAUUGUCGCAGCUCCGUGGUCGCUCGCUUUUCGUCCAGUGUUCCCCAGUGCCUUCUCAGAGAUCCGUUCAGAUCCGAAAUAUAUGUCAGCCACGCGAUCGAGUGCCCUGUUUAACAAAUGCACUAAGUCGCGCCUAGUUAUAUAAAGGGCAAAAGCGACUGGAAAAGCGGAAGAUUUCCAUAAAUUAAUUCCGAAACUACUUGAACUAAUUUGCCUACAUUAAAGCUGGCCAAAAUGAGUGUCGAAAGAGAUGACGAGUACCUCAAAUUUGUGCCCCACUCAAAGUCGUAUCACGUGGUCCCUGGAGCGGAGUUUCAAUGCAAACUGGGCAACCACAAUUCCAGGAAACUUUCGACCAUAGACGAGCAGGAUGACGAUGUGGCCAAUCGGAAGGGAAUGCUCCACCAGAUCUUGGCCACUUGUGCAGUGCUUUUACUCUCCGCUGGCUGUGGCAUGCCCAUUGGAUUCUCGGCCAUCUUGCUGCCCCAACUAACGGAUACCAACACCACUGAGAUCCCCAUAGAUGUGGAGACAGGGUCUUGGAUAGCCAGUGUCCAUAGUCUGGCCACCCCCUUUGGUUCCCUAAUCUCGGGACCUUUGGCGGAUUACCUGGGACGCCGGAGGACCCUGAUUAUUUCAGUUAUCCCCCUCCUGUUUGGCUGGAGCACAUUGGCCAUUGCCAAGAGCAUUAAGGUGGUGAUCUUUGCGCGGUUCCUGUGCGGAUUUGCCACCGGAAUUUUGGGUGGACCCGGACAGGUCUACAUUGCGGAAACGGCGGAGCCAAACCUGAGAAGUCUGCUGAUAGGAGCUCCUUAUGUGGCCUACUCCUUCGGUAUCCUGCUGGUCUACUCCCUCGGCUCCAUGAUGUACUGGCGGAGUGUGGCCUGGUGCGCCAACAUCCUGCCCAUGUUGGCCAUGAUCUCCAUUUCCUGCAUCCCGGAGACUCCCGCUUGGCUCCUUCGCAACGGGCAUGAAAAGCGUGCCUUGCAGGCGUUAGCCUUCCUUCGGGGCAGCGAAAUCAGUGCCCAAAAGGAGCUGAACGAUAUGAAGCAGAGAUUGGCCAAGGAGCGGGUGACCACCAAGACCAAUGAGAACAUCUUCCAGCUGUGCUGCCAGAGGGUGGCCAAAAAACCGCUCUUCAUCGUGAUCGUGUUCUCCCUGCUGCAGAUGUUCUCCGGCACCUUCAUCGUGAUCUUCUACGCCGUCGAUAUGAUUUCGGAAUUCGGGGCCGAGUUCGAUCCCAAACAGGCGGCGAUUGGCACGGCCGUCGUCCGAUUCGUCUGCUGCAUGGUAUUCUGUGUGAUCCUGAUCUUUUUCCGCCGCCGCAGGAUCAUGAUGGUGUCGGGAAUCGGUUCCGGCUUCUUCUGCAUAGCGCUGAGUGCCUAUCAGUAUGCCAGACACGAUCAACCCAAAAUGUCAUACGACGUUCUUGUGGGAGCCGUAUGUCUCCUGGGUUAUAUUAUCUUCAAUACAGCAUUGAUGGUAAUGCCUGGCAUCAUGAUCGGGGAGCUCUUUCCGGCCAGGAUCCGGGGAAGGACAGCUGGUGGAGUGUUCGCCUCUAUGAACGUGGCUCUCUUCAUCUUCGCGAAGAAAUUCCCUGCCCUGCAGUCAAUGCUAAAAAUGCGUGGAGUGUUCCUGGUCUUCGGAGUGUCCAGUUUUCUGCUCACCGCCUUCAUGUGCAUGUUCCAGCCGGAGACGAAGGGUCGCAGUUUGGACCACAUCGAGGACUACUUCAAUGGAAACAACUGGAUUUGGUUCCGGCGGGAUCGCGGUUAUAAGACGGUCAACUUGCAGCCUCUGCAACCGCUCAAGAACAAUCUGGGGACGGACGCAUAAUCGGGGGCUCUAUAUCAGGUCUUAGCCUAGCUAGUUUUAGCCCUACACGUAGUCCUACCCACAGUGCCUCAUUAGACUCGCUCGAUUUUCCAGUGCCCCCCAGUUGGGCCACUCCGACAGGGAAUCUUCAAAUGAUAAGUUUAUUAAUUCCAAUUGUGAUCGCUAUGCUUUAAAUUGUGCUUAUUUGUUAGUCAUAACUAUAUUUAGAAAUACAAAAACUAAAAAUAAAAA
Messenger RNA from Drosophila biarmipes, 2096 nucleotides. It is a transcript of the gene pippin, whose product is annotated as facilitated trehalose transporter Tret1-2 homolog. Gene Ontology annotation, biological process: transmembrane transport; carbohydrate transport. Bases 264 to 1865 code for a protein of 533 amino acids. NCBI's taxonomy places the organism in Eukaryota, Metazoa, Arthropoda, Insecta, Diptera, Drosophilidae. The record is from RefSeq and is a predicted model, not a curated record. The transcript is spliced from 5 exons. Gene Ontology annotation, cellular component: membrane. Gene Ontology annotation, molecular function: sugar transmembrane transporter activity.